Puntigrus tetrazona (Sumatra barb) is the source of this 663-nucleotide messenger RNA. RefSeq lists its product as uncharacterized. The record is from RefSeq and is a predicted model, not a curated record. The transcript is spliced from 6 exons. NCBI's taxonomy places the organism in Eukaryota, Metazoa, Chordata, Actinopteri, Cypriniformes, Cyprinidae. Bases 1 to 663 code for a protein of 220 amino acids.
AUGGUUCAAGUCAAAAAGGACAAGAAGAAAAAGAUGAAGUUGGGGAAGUUUCUGUCAUCUUCUAAUUCUGUCAGUGAUUCUGCCCUGUGUGUCCUCACUGUACCGGAUGAGUCCUCUACCAUCGAGACUCACACAGCCGGUGCUGACACACAAAAAGACGUCUCAUCAGAUGCAUCUUUCUUGUCUGCAGUUAGCAGAUCAUCUGAUCCCGGGUUUGAUCUGCAAGUUGCAAACCAGGAGAAGGAAGCAUAUAGAGACGUAGCUGGAAAACAGAGCUGCCCUUCCAGCGCUGAGGAUACUACCUCAUCCACAAACAUGAGGUCCUCAGAUCCGGUCGCUACAGCUGUGGAAACGGAAGUCAUCACAGAUGUGUCUGCAGAGUCAAGCACCUAUACCAGCGCUGAUGGUACUUCCACAGAUCCCUCAGAUCUGGAGGCCACCAAAGGGUUCACCUCCUCCAGUUCUGUGGGUGUUUACUCCCCUGAAGAGAGUGAGAUGGCUGACCCUCAGGCUGCAGCCAUUCUUGAAGAUGCAGCUGGUGAUCAGACUGUCCCUGAAGACUGCGUCCUCGGAGUGCUAGCCAGUAUGACAGCCGGUCAAACAGUCUGCCCCAGGCUGAAAUACUGGAACACACAGAGUGCAGUUCUGGCGGGAGCAGAUUGA